AUGUGUACAUAUCUAUACGAUAUCGAUCCAGCCAGUGAGUUGGGGUCAUUGCUGGAGCCAGGAAAGAAGUACAUAAUUCGCAAUCAAGCCGGCAAGGAUCUAGGAUUCACAGACUACGGCUACAGCGAACAGGAUAAAUCCGCAAACCGACAAUGGCUGGCAUUCACCCCCAGCAGCGAAAAACGCAAACUGGUGUCCGGUAGAGUGAACGGUCAUGCCAGCUUUACCGUUGUGCCAGCUCUUCCAUGGCCGCCCAAGCUUGAAACCCACAUGCGACGAUGCGAAACCAACGACAACGACAACGGCAAGGAACAGUCUCCGCUGCUUGAAGUUACAGUACUGAACCCAGCGAACGAAGAUGUCACUGUUCAGACGCGCGACCGCCAGCGCUUUCUCACCGCUAAUGGUCCUAUGGACACGGCAGAUGCAGAGGAGCAUUGCGUGGCCUUGGAUCCUCGUCCUCGCAUCAUCGACACAGAAACACCAGCGCCGAAAUCGACUAUUCAAAUCAUCGACAUCAAAGCACGUGCUGUUGUGCGCCCAGCUCACAGGCCAACUGGCUUCUUUCAAUACAAGCUGACCGAUCUGCGCCCGAGUCUGCAGCAUCUUGUUACGCUCAGGCCGGGCGAGCCACUCAUCAGACGCAUAGAUAUUAGUCAAGUUAUAAUUGGUGUACCAGAUGGUUUAUAUGGUCUCCGCAUGGAGCCUCGCGGCAUGUGGUGA
This is a messenger RNA of [Torrubiella] hemipterigena, 723 nucleotides long. NCBI's taxonomy places the organism in Eukaryota, Fungi, Ascomycota, Sordariomycetes, Hypocreales, Clavicipitaceae. The record is from the annotation of a GenBank genome assembly.